GAGAGGAGCAGUGUAGCUCAAUGUCCGCAACCCGCCCUUGCCCCGCCCCCGGCGGCUCCCAGCCCCAACCGGGACCAGCCCGAGCCGGGUCAGAGCCCGGGCCCACACCCUGGGCGGGACGGUCCCGCCUGCCCCGGCGCCCGUAGGCGCCCUGUUGGCAAUGGGCUUCAGCGCUUCGCCAGGCGCAUGCGCGGCCCUCUGUCUCCAGAGGCUUCCUCGGGUCACCUGGACGACCGCAUUUCAGCCACCUGCCCCUCCGGGUCUCUUCUCGCCCUUCACUCCUCCUGCUGAUCCUCCCCUCCGGCCCCCCGCCUUCUCCUUGUUCCGCAGGCGCCGCUAGGCCCUCCCGCGGUCGCCCGCCGACACCCGGGCUUCCACUGACACGAGCCUCUCGGCGCGGCUUCCGCUUCCGGCGAGUAUUGUGUGUCGCGCUGUGGGGCGGGGGCGGGGGGAGGAGGAAGGAGGGAGGCAGCGCUCCGGCGGCCCUGCGCCCCGCACUCCCGGACCCGAAGCCGGGAAGUUAAAUAAUGGCAGAGACAAGCCUGUUAGAGGCCGGGGCCUCUGCAGCCUCCACAGCUGCAGCUCUGGAGAACUUACAGGUGGAGGCAAGUUGCUCUGUGUGCCUGGAGUAUCUGAAGGAGCCUGUCAUCAUUGAGUGUGGGCACAACUUCUGCAAAGCUUGCAUCACUCGCUGGUGGGAGGACCUAGAGAGGGAUUUCCCUUGUCCUGUAUGUCGAAAGACGUCCCGCUACCGCAGUCUCCGACCUAAUCGACAGCUGGGCAGCAUGGUGGAAAUUGCCAAGCAGCUCCAGGCCGUCAAGCGGAAGAUCCGAGAUGAGAGCCUCUGCCCCCAGCACCAUGAAGCCCUCAGCCUCUUCUGCUAUGAGGACCAGGAGGCUGUGUGUUUGAUAUGUGCAAUUUCCCACACCCACCGGGCCCACACCGUCGUGCCACUGGACGAUGCCACACAGGAGUACAAGGAAAAACUGCAGAAGUGCCUGGAGCCCCUGGAGCGGAAGCUGCAGGAGAUCACCCGCUGCAAGUCCUCUGAGGAGAAGAAGCCUGGGGAACUCAAGAGACUAGUGGAGAGUCGUCGACAGCAGAUCCUAAAGGAAUUUGAAGAGCUUCAUCGGCGGCUGGAUGAAGAGCAGCAGGUGUUACUUUCACGACUAGAGGAGGAGGAACAGGACAUUCUACAGCGCCUCCGAGAAAAUGCUGCUCACCUUGGAGACAAGCGCCGGGACCUGGCCCACUUGGCUGCUGAGGUGGAGGGCAAGUGCUUACAGUCGGGCUUCGAGAUGCUUAAGGAUGUCAAAAGUACCCUGGAAAAAUGUGAGAAGGUGAAGACCAUGGAGGUGACUUCAGUAUCCAUAGAGCUGGAAAAGAACUUCAGCAAUUUCCCCCGACAGUAUUUUGCACUAAGGAAAAUCCUUAAACAGCUAAUUGCGGAUGUGACCCUGGACCCUGAGACUGCUCAUCCUAACCUAGUCCUGUCGGAAGAUCGUAAGAGCGUCAAGUUCGUGGAGACAAGACUCCGGGAUCUCCCUGAUACACCACAGCGUUUCACCUUCUACCCUUGUGUCCUGGCUACUGAGGGUUUCACCUCAGGUCGACACUACUGGGAGGUGGAGGUGGGUGACAAGACCCACUGGGCAGUGGGUGUGUGCCGGGACUCUGUGAGCCGAAAGGGCGAACUGACCCCACUGCCUGAGACUGGCUACUGGCGGGUGCGGCUGUGGAACGGGGACAAGUAUGCAGCCACCACCACACCUUUUACCCCUUUGCACAUCAAGGUGAAACCCAAGCGGGUAGGCAUAUUCCUAGACUAUGAGGCCGGUACACUGUCUUUUUACAACGUCACAGACCGCUCUCAUAUCUACACCUUCACUGAUACUUUUACUGAGAAACUUUGGCCCCUCUUCUACCCAGGCAUCCGGGCUGGUCGGAAGAAUGCUGCACCACUUACCAUCAGGCCCCCAACAGAUUGGGAGUGACAGGUGGGGACAUGGGAAUAAUCAGGGUGAGGCAGGGUCAAGAGCUACGGGCCUUCCUUCCUGUGACCUGCUGGAACGUCUUCGUGUCUGCCUGGUUCCAGUCCUGAACCAUCUGGGAGAACACCUUGGUUUCUAGAAUGGUUUAUGGGGAGGAGUAGUUAGGACUGGGCUGGGACGAGAGCACUGCAGUGUCUCCCUCCUCACUGUUAGGGUGGAGAGCUGGUUCCCAGAGGGUAGUCUCCUCUGAAGUCCAUCAGGUUUUCUAUCGCACAAGGAUGGGUUGGAAGGAAGGAGAGGCUUUUCCAGAAACAACAAGUCUGUGGGAGGGUCUGACUUGCUCAAACCAGAGGAGGAAACAGAAACCCCUGUACAUCCUUUUAGGGGGUUCUUUGACCCAAAAUAGUCUUGUUUUUUUAGGAAGAUCACAGGGGUCUUUGUACCUCUAAAUUGAAAUAAAGAUGAAUGACAGUUGCUCUCGUGGGUGUAGAAGUUGAGGAGUUAUUUUCAGGGCAGAGAUUGGGCAUCAAGAAGGUUAGAAAGAAGGUCAGGAAAGGGGGCUAAAUGAACAGAUUCCUAAAGACCAAUGAAGGGGAGAAGGGUUUCUUUGGUUGCCAUUAUGAGUAGGAUUGGCCAGA
Mesoplodon densirostris (Blainville's beaked whale) is the source of this 2629-nucleotide messenger RNA. It is a transcript of the gene TRIM39, whose product is annotated as tripartite motif containing 39. The coding region runs from base 528 to 1994 and encodes 488 amino acids. Gene Ontology annotation, biological process: negative regulation of proteasomal ubiquitin-dependent protein catabolic process; positive regulation of apoptotic signaling pathway; protein stabilization. NCBI's taxonomy places the organism in Eukaryota, Metazoa, Chordata, Mammalia, Artiodactyla, Ziphiidae. The transcript is spliced from 7 exons. Gene Ontology annotation, molecular function: zinc ion binding; protein binding. The record is from RefSeq and is a predicted model, not a curated record.